Molecule: messenger RNA, 6213 nt
Organism: Pipistrellus nathusii (Nathusius's pipistrelle)
Lineage: Eukaryota; Metazoa; Chordata; Mammalia; Chiroptera; Vespertilionidae
Source: the annotation of a GenBank genome assembly
AUGACAGACUCAGGAGGGCCUCAGAGGCGCACCCUGUGUUUCUUAUCCACGCUGCUCUCCCAGAAGGUUCCCGAGAAGUCAGACACGGUGCUUCGCUGCAUAAUAUCUGGUCAGCCCAAGCCAGAGGUAACUUGGUAUAAAAAUGGUCAAACCAUAGAAGAGGGCGACAUUAUUUCCAGUUAUGAAUUCUUCGAGAACCAGUAUAUCUAUGUGUUACAUCUCUAUGGCUGCACCCAAAGUGACACUGCUAUUUACCAGAUUUCUGCUAAAAACAGUGAUGGAAUGAUCUGCUGUUCUGCUUCCAUUGAAGUGGAGUGUGCGUCGAAGAAUGCACAACUCACCCCUAACCCGCAAGACAAUGGAGACGCUGGUUGGAAACGUGAGACACAGACACAGGAGGAGAAAAGCCCGAGUGCAACUGAUGAGUAUGUAUACCGUCUUGGGACAGCGCAGUCCACAUUACCAAAGUUAACAGAUGGCGCCUUAAACAAUGAUGAAGACCCGCACUCCAGCCAUGAAAAUCCCAAGGCACAGAAGUACAUUAGCGCCAGCCUUCCGCUGUCAGAGGCAGCCACAUCCAUCUGCCCAGGUGACAGGGCCCCUGCUGACGAGCAGGCCAGCUCACAGGUUUCCAGCACAGACUCUGAGAGCGACUAUGAACUUUGCCCAGAGAUAACCCUAACCUACACUGAGGAGUUUUCAGAUGAUGACCUGGAGUAUCUGGAAUGUUCCGACGUUAUGACGGAUUACUCUAAUGCAGUUUGGCAAAGGCACCUCGAGGGGACUGAGUGUGUUUUUUUGUUAGAAAGCGAUGACGAAGAGGUGGAAUUGAGCAAGUAUUGCUUGGGGGAGUGUGAGCCUUUCCUCAGUGAAAUGGGUUGUGGGCCGAGGGUGUCAGAUAACACCGGGCAGAUGUUGGCCUCCGCGGGCUUCAGUGGUGAUCACUCACGGUCCCAAGGAGUGAGGAUAAGGCGUCUCCGAGCCUCCACCCUCAGCCCCCCAGCCCCACACACAGGGAUGACUCUGACUUUGGGCUCUCACGAGGAUGGGACGUCUAUGGUGACAGAGCAGGGGAGAUAUAAACGACCCACCGCUUCUGCCGAAAAUGAUUAUCCAGGAAUUCAAGGAGAAACCAGAGACAGCCACCCGGCAGGAGCAGAACCCGCCAGCGACAAUCUGCUAACCAUGGAUAAAGCAGGGGCAUGCAGAGAGGUGAAGCGCUUGUCUGGUGAGUUAGAAAAGCCAGGGAUGAACCAGAGUUUGGAGACUGUGCCCGAGCACAAAGUAGGGGGAAAGAAUUUACAGAGCAAGAGCAGUUCAGAGAAGCCUGCCCGGGCGCUGCGACCAGGCACGAAGGGAAAACCUAAGAAGCGGAGUCCCAGCCUGGAAAACAGUGCAGCAGCAGGCACCCUCAAUCACCUCUCUCCCCAGGAGCCUUCCAAGCAGCCCCUAGCCCAGAGUGACAAACAAGAGAGUUUGCAUGCCAGAGAGGAAGCUCCUGAUCUGAAUUCCCAGACCCCUGCAGAAGGGACUCUUCCACCCCAGGCAGAGCAAGUCUCAAGAAGGCUGCAAACCCCACCAGGCGCUCCCACUCAGGAAGGGAGCCCGAACUCGGAGGGCCACGAGGUGCAGGUUAAUGACCUCUUUGAAGCAAGCUGGGCUCCAGAACAGAGUGAUCAUCCUCAGGUGCAAACUCAGGAACCAGUCAGGGAGAGAGUCUCUCUCAGCCCAAAGCCAGCUUUCUCAGAGCCUGCUGGGGAGGAGUCUGCAUUUACUGGGACCACAACAAAUGCCUUCCCCAACUUAGGAGCGGCUGAUGAGGAAAAUGCAUCAUCAACCCAAUACCUGGAGAUAGAAAGCUGUACUCAAGGCCCACAGCGUGAAGAAAAGCAAGUCAGAGAAGACAACUCACCUGGACAUUCCUGGGAAGACCCAGGACAUGAGUUGAAUUUCCUAGACGCCAAUCAUACAACUAUGUCCCCCUGUGAGCUGUCAGUGCAUCUCCCUCAAGAGGGCAGUGAUGGCCCCAGGGAGCCCGAGGCUCUUUCUGUUGCUUCCCCUGCAUCUGAAGAUAUUGCCCCCACUCUGGGAGCUGUGUGCCAUGGGCCAGGGGGCAGAGAAGCAGAGUGUUUGAUUGAGUAUCUUGAAGCAGGCCACCAAGGAACAGGUGACACCAUGGAUGCCUCAGCUGGAGCCCCAGUUCAUAAAUAUUCACCUCAAGAAAUUUGCUCCAUGGACUUAGAGCUGGUAGAGGGUCAAAACCAACUACCUGAUUUAUGUGUUCCUGAUGACAAGACACUGGAUGUUGUUCUUCAGACACAAGGUUCUGAGCCUCCACAGUCCACAGACAAAAGUAACAAGGGUAGAGACUCAGUCGUGCUUCCUGUACCUAGCGAUGCCCUUGCCUGGGACAUCUCACAAAAAGUCAGUGAAGGAUCCAUAGGGGAACAUCUAGCCAAGGUGGAGCAUUCUACUUCCACGCCGGCCUCCACAGGACAGGAGAGGCUGAGCCCCAGCAUCUUGGGAGGGCUUGAGGAGAGACAGCCUCUAUCUUCUGAGAAUUCUUUGGUGCGGUGCACCGAAGGUGAUGAGAGCUCCAGCACCAGUGCCUCGGACGCCACAGACACACCAGUCCAUCACAGCUCAAUUGUGAUGUUUCCUCAGGAGAAGCCAACUGCAUUAACUGCUACUCCUGAGUGUCUUCAGGUGACCAGGGAGAAUGAGAACACACCAGUUGGUACCAUUGCCACCAAAGUUCCCUCAGCCAAAUACCUCCCUGUUUCCAUUGCUGACAACAGCCAUGCAGAUGGCCCUGAGGAGUGCUCAGUUCAGGUACCAGAUGGCAAUAUUUUUCAACUGCCUUCCAGUGUACAGCAGGGCCAUGUUUUAAAUGACUCCGUCACUGAGUCUCCCAAAGAACUUUGUAUGGCUCCCAGUGGACCAGGGGUCCUUGUCUGUGCUCCCCUGCCCCCUGAAGGGGAUUCCUGCAAUACUUACCCUCUUCAGAUUGGUAACCAGGCUGGAGAUAAGAGCCAGACCGUGGGCAGACCAGACCAGAGGAGCCUUGGAGAGAAUUUCCAAGAAAAGGGAAGUGAAACAACACAGAAUAUUCAGCUGGAGAGCCUGACCCACCAGGGUUCCUUUUCUGAAGAUAAUUUCCAGGAAAGUUGGCCUAUGACAUCUGCUGCACAAGGGGAAACAGACCUGCUGCCCUUGGACCAGUCAUCAGCAAACUCCACGGAGGAAAGAAGGCAGAGCUCAGGCCUGGGGCCUAGUGUGUCUGUGGUGGCCAAAGCAGCUGUGGAAGAUGAGAGUCAGGCUAUUAGUGCACUACCUCUCUCUGAGAGCUGCCUGGAGGGGUCUAAAGAGAGUGGACCAGCACAUUGGGAAGUGGGCAAUAAGCCCAAGACUAUGACUCCAGAGGCUUCUGUCUCCGAGGUCUGGCCACUAAGACAAUUGACAGCUUCUGAGUGCGAGGAGUCAGAAGCUGGUGAUAAGACACCUGCUGAGGUCUGGGCUGUGGGUGCCAUGCUAAAGGCAGGUGCUGCUGGGCCUGAACUGGACCCCUCUGAACCCACAGGAUCGGCUGCCGGUCCCCAGGCUGAGGCUGGCUCAGCCCUUGCUAAGGACAGAGAGAUCUACAUAGGCAGAAAACCAGCCAGGCGUACACACUGGAGCUGUCUUUCUUCCCAGUACUUGCGCCAACCCCGGUUCCUGGAGUCAUCUGUGGACCCUGUAAAUGACGGUGUCACAGACUGGCCAUCAGAGACUUCCAAAACGGGACGGCAGGAAACUGUUAGCGAUGUGAGUCAAAGUCAGGAGGAAAACCAACUCGGUGUGGACCACCCUGCCUUCUUUACACAGUUUCUGCCCCGCCCUGAAAUCCUCGAGUCCUCAGUAGAUCCCGUUGAUGAGCUGAGUGUGGUGGAGUGGGCCAGGUUGGAAAUCCAGGAGCUGUCUGACUCCACACUAGGGGUUGUCAGAGAGGAGAGUCAAUUGGAUGCUGGAAGCUUGGGCCAGAGAGUAGAAGUUCAACCCAUCAUCUCUCCAGUCUCAUGCCCCGAGCAAAGUGGGGAAACCAUUCCAAGCGAAAACAGCGCCAAUAGAAGCCAAGAAGCCAGUGAGAGAGGGGAGGCUGAACACAGUCAGCGUGACAAAGCCAAAGGCCAACUCCAGCCUGCUGUUUUGCAAGGCCUGAGUCUUGAUGAAGGUGGGGUGACAGUUCCAGGGGGACACAGCGGAAGCCAGGCACAAGAAGGCCUAGAGAGGAGCACCGGGGAGUCAGAGCAAAGUAAAAAGGACGAGGCAGGUGCUGCUUCCCCCACGUCCCCUCCCAGUGCUCUCGCAGUCCUGACACAGGCUUCUGUUGGAGCUGACACAGACAAUGCCAAAGGUCAAAUUCACAAUGUCCCUGAGAACCAUUUAGUAGAGCCCAGAAACCAUCAACAUGCAUUUUCUGACUCGAAAGAGAAAGGAGAGAGAGUGUGUGAGUGUGGGAAACAUUUGCCCUCUCCCGGUGGUCUUACUCAGCUGCCUCUUACUUCAUCCCCUGAAGGAAACAUCACAGCCCUUCCAAUAAGCCACAGAAUUGAGGAACCUAAAAUAGAGGCGCCCCAAAGUGGGGAAGCCAAACCCACAAGGGCAGCCAGCUCAUCAGCAGUGACUUUGACCUUGGUUUCAGAAGAACAUGCGUCAGAGACAGCUCCUCAGACACUGCAGGACCCAUGGCACCUGGGCCCCACCCCGGGCCGUGGGAGAAAGUCAGGGGAGAGGAGGCCCCGUCACAUGGCAGCCCAGAUGGGAAGGUCCCCAGGACCUGCUUGGGAGGAAGCCAAGAAGAAGCAAGAAGUCACAGGAAGUGGACAUUUAACUGAGGGAGUGAAGAGGAAAAUUCUGUCCAAGGUGGCUGCCCUGAGGCUGAGAUUGGAAGAAAGAGAAAACACCAGAAAGAAUGGGAGCUUUCCUAAAAAGAUUCCUAAACUCGACACAUCGGUAUCACGCACGGAUGAGAACAAAGACCCAAAAAAGCCAGCUUGCAAAAGGGAAGGGAAAGCUCCAGUAUUACUGAAAAAAAUCCAAGCUGAGAUGUUUCCUGACCACUCUGGAAAUGUAAGAUUAAGCUGCCAGUUUGCAGAAAUUCACGAAGAUUCUACCAUCUGGUGGACAAAAGAUUCAAUUUCAAUUGCCCAAGUGCAGAGAAGUGCAGGAGACAACUCCAUUGUGUCCUUGACCAUCAUCCAAGCCAGUCAGAAGGACCAGGGCCUCUAUCACUGCUGCAUCAAGAACAGUUAUGGAAAAGUGACAGCUGAAUUUAACCUCACCACUGAAGUUCUCAAACAACUGUCCAGACACCAGGACAUUAAAGGAUGUGAAGAGAUCGAGUUCAGCCAACUUAUCUUCAGAGAAGACUUCCUCCGGGACAGUUACUUUGGGGACCACCUGCGAGGUCAGAUCGCCACAGAGGAGCUGCACUUCGGAGAAGGUGUCCACCGCAAAGCCUUCCGCAGCAAAGUGAUGCAGGGCCUCAUGCCCAUCUUCCAGCCCGGCCACGCCUGCGUGCUCAAGGUGCACAAUGCCGUUGCCUAUGGGACCAGAAACAACGACGAGCUUGUCCAGAGGAACUACAACCUCGCGGCCCAGGAAUGCUAUGUCCAAAAUACUGCCAGACAUUACGCCAAGAUCUAUGCUGCUGAAGCACAGCCUCUGGAAGGCUUUGGAGAAGUGCCAGAGAUCAUUCCUAUUUUUCUCAUCCAUCGGCCUGAGAACAACAUCCCAUAUGCAACAGUGGAGGAGGAGCUGAUUGGAGAAUUUGUGAAGUAUUCCAUCAGGGAUGGGAAGGAAAUCAACUUCUCGAGAAGAGAAUCGGAGGCGGGCCAGAAGUGUUGCACCUUCCAGCACUGGGUGUAUCAGAAGACAAGCGGUGGCCUCCUGGUCACGGACAUGCAGGGUGUAGGAAUGAAGUUAACCGACGUUGGCAUAGCAACAUUGGCUAAAGGGUACAAAGGAUUUAAAGGCAACUGCCCCAUGACCUUCAUCGAUCAGUUCAAAGCGCUGCACCAGUGUAACAAGUACUGUAAGAUGCUGGGGCUGAAAUCGCUCCAAAACAACAACCAGAGACAGAAGAAGCCCAGCGCCACGAAGGGCAAGAGCCCGUCAAACUCUACUACGGCGAAGAAGACGGCGUCCGGGACCCCGGCAGACAAGAAGACCUAG